CGACAGUGAUGGACGAUUCAUCCUACAGAGAUCCCAAAGUUGGUGGGAUGGUCUCAACCGCGAGCCGUCGGAUGAGCCUUGUCGGUGUGAUGGCCAAUACGCGAGCGAGACGGAUAAGCUCCAUGGGUACUCAACUGGAUCCUGCUGCCAUGGCUGCUGUUGUCGAGGCGCAUAGAGAAAAAAAAAUUGACAGUGAAAAUGCGUCGGAUGAUGAUAUGGAUGAGGCGGGUGUGUUGCCUGGGGGCGUUGGAGCAGCAUCUAAACGACCUGGCCGCUACGAUGCACUUACCGUUCUCCAAAAGGUAACCUCAGACGGCCGAACUGACCGUCCCCGUCGCAGCAGUGACCUCGUAGGGCGCUGGGACACUACCCGUUCCCGUGCCGGUUCCAUCGCCGUUCGCUCACUUGCCCCCGAUGAUACCUCUGAUCCCAUCACCACUCGAAAAACACCUACAUCUCUCUGGAGCGGAGACGAAACAGCCGAUCUCCACCAAUCCCAUACACACCAACAUGAGCAACUCACUGUUGAUUCUUCUAUUGACGACAUCCGGGAGUACGGCGCAUCUGUGCUUCACCCCGGAAAAGUCCUCGGCGUUCUUCCUGAUGAGUACGACCGAGACGUUUACACCGAGUUUGAUGAACUGUGUAACGAGAUGCUGACGGUGCUGGGUGAAUUUGAGACGGCGCUGGAGGAAAUGACGAUUUGGAAGGACGAUUUUUUGAGACAGACUGUGCCUUCCAAUAUCAAACUACAGCUGACCUUACUGUUUGCAAGAUUGUUUCGCAGUAAGUCAGAGCUCCAUGAACCGGUGUUUGAGUUGGUCAAGCAAGUACGAGUCUACUCUCGACCAUGGCUGGACAAGCGAUAUGCUCUGGUUGAAUUGGAAAAAGACUACCAAAGACAAUGCCACAUUAUCAAUGUCGCAAUUCGCAAAAUGGAGCAAAUGCAAUUACAGGUGGAACGCAUCCGGAGCGAAAAGCGGGUGGCAUUGUGGGAGAGAGUUACAAAGCGGCUGAUGGACCUUUUUCCAGAUUACGGAGAGCAAUUUGUCACUGUGGAAGUUCCGGAAGAAUCCGCUACUGAACCUCCAGACACGGCCAACACUGGAAUGUCGUUCCCACAAACCCCUGCAACAGAUGUAAUGUCCCGUCCGUGGACAACCACGACAGCAUCUGGAACCUCUCUAAAUAGUAGUAUAUCGAAAAGUCAAUUGCGCGCUUCUAUUCGUGAAUACAUAACACAAGAUACGCCCACCUGGAGACGCAAAGCAAAGGACUUGGUCAAGCAAUUUCAAAGCAUCCUGGAGAUGCAGCAUCCUAACCUCAUCGCCCUCCUCGGACACUUCCACCGACGUCCGGUUCCAAAACCCGCUCAACCCGUCUAUAUUUCCUCUCACUCAGGAACAAUCAUAUCCCGUUCAGCGAAAGUUCCAAACCUCCGUGCAUCAUGGUCUAUGCUUGAUCUGCGUCAAUUUAGCAAGAUGGAAAACGAGGAAGAAGAAUCGAAACAGAGGGUAUUGAAGCGAUCAAAUAGUUCUGGCGUACUGUUUGCUUUGGGGAAGGAUCCCAAGUUACGACGGCCAUUGCCGGGUGCUGCUAUUGGAAGGAGAGAGAAGAUCCAUUCAGGCGGUCCGGUUCCGCAUGGUAGUGGGGCAUUCCGCAACGCCGGCUUUGAUUCGCCGUCGGAAGAACGUAGAGAGGACACUGAAGCGUCUACAUUUAGCUUACGGUACCUUGAUAGCAUAGGUGAAGCGGAGAUGAAGGAAAUCAUUAAUUCGUUCAUUGACGAGCAUCCCAUGAAAAUACCUGCUGACGGAAACCUAAUUGAUCAAGAUCCGUCAACGAAAGCAAGCAUUCAUAAAGAAACGUACACUCUCCAAGAUGUCAUGGAACUUACCCUUCUGCACGCCCAACAAAUGCAACUCCUUCAAUCCGAAUACGAAGAGCGCAUUCAACAGCUUGAGAACCACAUGACUGAGACAGAAGCAGCUCACGAAGAAACCUGCGGCGACUACGAACGACGAAUUGAUGUCCUCCAAGAGCGAGUCAAGCGUAUUGCACAAGAAUAUAUGAAGCAAGCCAAGGAAGGUACUCCACCGGACAAGCCGCAUACAGGAAAAGAAGAUACAUCGGAUGUAACCUCCGAGGUGGAUACGGACUUGCCCAGGCCUGACAGACCGCGAACAAAGAGCACAAGACGGAGGCGGAGUCGAAAGAAGAGUCGGCAGAGGUGGAGAGACAGGAAGAGUCCCAUCCGGAGUCCAAUACAUUUGGUACAAAAGAGGGUCUUACCGCCGAGACACAGGCCUGUGUUCACCAGCCCCCCGUUUUCCAUGUCGUUCAUGGACCGCCUUCGGUGGUUUACUGAAGCCAAACUCCAAAAACGAAGCACCAUCCAACAAAAAUUCCGAAGCAUCGAAAUGAACGCUAACGAAGAAAGACUGGCCCAAUACCACUUAUUGAGACCGGAGAAGGAUUCACCAACGGUAGAAUCCGAUCCGGACGUACAUUUGCCUGCAGAAUUUAUGCCCAUGCCUGGGGAUGUUCCCCCACCAAAGAGGAAGGAUAUUUGGGCUGAACAGGGUAUUAAUAUGCCAUGGGGUGGAAGAUUCAACGUGCAUCGUAGGGAAAUAGGGGGAAUGAAUAUUCUGAAUUUAUUCGAUGUGGCAAUGCGGUUCCAUCAUCCGCAUCGUUCAAGAGAUACACCAACCACACAGAAUCAAACACCUCAUGAGGAAGCCAGUAGAUUUGAUACCCCGCUUUAACACAAAACUUCGUAUGAUUAAAUAUAAUCAAAAAACUUGAAACUA
This is a messenger RNA of Spizellomyces punctatus DAOM BR117, 2810 nucleotides long. RefSeq lists its product as uncharacterized. The record is from RefSeq and is a predicted model, not a curated record. NCBI's taxonomy places the organism in Eukaryota, Fungi, Chytridiomycota, Chytridiomycetes, Spizellomycetales, Spizellomycetaceae. The coding region runs from base 9 to 2765 and encodes 918 amino acids. The transcript is spliced from 15 exons.